AAUAAAAAUGUCCAGUCUUUGAGUGCAAGCAACAGCAACCCCAGAAAGCGAAGAAGAGUUCAUGGUUGAUUCCUGAUUCUUCCUCGCCAAGCUCGACACCCUCCAGAAACCAACCAUGGCUACUUCUCGAGAAAAGAAGCAUUGGUGGCGUAGCAACCGAAAGAUUGUGUACAAGUACAUUAAGGAUGCGAGGAAUCUCAUUGCGACGCAAGAACAGAGUGAGAUCGCUUCCGCGCUCAACCUCCUCGACGCGGCGCUGGCUCUGUCGCCGCGGUUCGAGAUCGCUCUGGAACUCAAAGCAAGAUCUCUUCUCUAUCUCCGGCGGUUCAAGGACGUCGCCGAUAUGCUUCAGGACUACAUCCCGAGCCUUAAACUGACGAACGAGGACUCUAGUUCCGUCUCCUCCGAUUGCUCUUCUCAACAGCUUUCUCGAGAGCGAGUCAAGCUUCUCUCUAACAACUCGUCGUCUGACUCACCGGGUCUCGACCCGUCCUUCAAAUGUUUCUCCGUCUCGGACUUGAAGAAGAAGGUCCUGGCUGGACUCUGUAAAAACUGCGAAAAAGAAGGGCAAUGGAGGUACUUGGUUUUGGGCCAAGCGUGCUGUCAUCUGGGCCUGAUGGAGGACGCCAUGGUGCUGCUACAGACAGGGAAACGCCUCGCCACCGCCGCAUUCCGAAGAGAAAGCAUCUGCUGGUCCGACGACAGCUUUUCCCUCCCUGCCACGACCGCCUCUGACAUCUCAGCUUCCGCUGCCGCUACUCCUCCCUCCACCCCUCCGCGUAACGGCAUUCCGCUCUCCGAAACUGAAAAUAUAUCGCAGCUCCUCUCUCACAUCAAGCUCCUGGUCCGCCGGAGAACUGCUGCAAUUGCUGCGCUGGAUGCCGGUCUCUACUCGGAGGCCAUUCGACACUUCUCCAAGAUUGUUGACGGCAGACGCCCCGCCCCUCAAGGAUUCCUCGCUGAGUGCUAUUUAUACCGCGCCUUAGCCUACAAAGCAUCUGGUCGGAUUGCCGAGUCAAUUUCUGAUUGCAAUAAGACCCUGGCUCUUGAUCCCACCUGCAUUCAAGCUCUGGAUACUAGAGCUUCCCUUCUGGAAACCAUCCGGUGCGUGCCUGAUUGCUUGCACGAUCUCGAACACUUAAAGUUACUCUACAAUUCCAUUUUACGAGACAGGAAGCUCCCCGGUCCUGCCUGGAAACGGCAUAACGUGAGGUACAGAGAGAUUCCGGGGAAGCUAUGUGCAUUGACUGCCAAAAUUCAGCAACUGAAACAGAGGGUCGCCUCCGGCGAGACUGGAAACGUUGAUUACUAUGCUUUGAUCGGAUUAAGGCGUGGCUGUUCAAGGUCUGAGUUAGAGAGGGCUCAUUUGUUACUCUGUUUGCGGCAUAAACCCGACAAAGCUACCAAUUACAUUGAGAGAUGUGAGUUCGCCGACGAGACUGAUCUGGAAUCAAUCAAGGACAGGGCCAAAAUGUCUGCAUUGCUUCUUUACAGAUUGCUUCAAAAGGGUUAUUCAAGUCUAAUGACGACAAUAAGGGAAGAAGAAGCCGCCGAAAAACAGAGUAAGAAAGCUGUGGCGGCUCUGCAAGCUGCGCAGUCUACAAUCCAAGCGCAACAGACCCAAAAUCCCCACCCCAAAUCAGAACCGGAGAACACUCCAUCUCUUUCAGCAAAUCCGUCCGAUUCCCGAGCUUGUAACAACAGGGCAAGUCCCGGUGAAAACAAAGCAAACCCAUCCUCCAAUGCAAAUGUGUUUCAAGGAGUUUUCUGCCGGGACUUGGCUGCCGUCGGGAAUUUGCUUUCUCAGGUUGGGUUUAACCGUCCACUUCAGGUGAAGUACGAAGCACUUAGCUGCUAAUUUUGUCUUUCAAAAUUGGCGCCAAUUUAAUGGAAGGAUCUAUUGAGAUGAUUUACCGGCAGAAGGGUCUCUGGUUCACCUUCUCUGUUUUGUACAAAAAUCGACACUCCACUACAUAAUUCUUAGUCUGCCGGAAAAUUUUGUCUACCCCUUUUCUCCUCUCCUCUGUUAUCUACUCAUCUCCAUGUACAGAAAAUUAUUCAUUUUCAUUUUCACGUUUCAGUAUCAAAAUUUCU
Molecule: messenger RNA, 2094 nt
Organism: Rubroshorea leprosula
Lineage: Eukaryota; Viridiplantae; Streptophyta; Magnoliopsida; Malvales; Dipterocarpaceae
Source: the annotation of a GenBank genome assembly